AUGUCUGAAGCUGUAAAAAUAAAGAACAUCUGCUGCAUAGGGGCUGGUUAUGUUGGGGGUCCAACCUGUGCCGUCAUAGCCCUGAAGUGUCCUGACAUCACGGUCAAGGUUGUCGACCUGUCAAAAGAGAGAAUCGAUCAGUGGAAUUCUAAUAAUUUACCUAUUUUUGAGCCGGGCCUGGAUGACAUAGUGAAGGAGUGCAGAGGAAGGAAUUUAUUCUUCUCGACGAACAUCGAUGCAGCCAUCCACGAGGCAGAUCUCGUCUUUAUUUGCGUCAACACUCCAACUAAAAGUUAUGGCCUUGGGAAGAGUCGGGCCCCAGACCUGAAGUACAUAGAAUCAGCAGCUCGUCGCAUAGCUGACAUUUCCACAUCGAACAAAAUUGUCGUCGAGAAGAGCACGGUGCCCGUCAAGGCUGCCGAGAGUAUCAUGGAAAUACUGAACAGCAAUCAUAAACCUGGGGUCCAGUUUCAAGUGCUCUCCAACCCUGAAUUUUUGGCAGAGGGCACAGCCAUAAAUGACCUACUGAACCCUGACAGGGUUUUGAUUGGUGGGGAGGAAACCCCUGAAGGGAGGAAUGCCAUAGAGUCCUUGAGCAACAUUUAUUCUAGAUGGGUGGCCAGACAAAAAAUUGUGGCUACCAACACGUGGUCAUCAGAGCUUUCUAAACUGGCGGCCAAUGCCUUUCUUGCCCAGAGAAUUUCAAGCAUUAACAGCAUGUCUGCAAUAUGUGAAGCUACUGGGGCUGACGUGGCAGAAGUGGCACACGCCAUAGGGUUGGAUUCUAGGAUCGGUCCCAAGUUCCUGGUCGCCAGUGUCGGCUUCGGAGGCAGUUGUUUCCAGAAGGAUGUGCUAAACCUCGUCUACCUCAGCGAGUGCCUCAACCUGCCACAAGUUGCCGCCUACUGGAACCAAGUGAUAGAGAUGAAUGAAUAUCAGAAGCGUCGUUUCGUGGACAACAUCGUGCACGCGCUCUUCAAUACGGUCUGCGACAAGAAGAUCACCAUCUUUGGCUUUGCGUUUAAGAAGGAUACUGCCGACACUCGCGAAUCACCGAGUAUCACGAUAUGCAAGUACCUGAUUGACGAGUGUGCCCAGAUAUCAAUCUACGACCCUCAGGUCGACCCCGAACAAAUGCUACAUCUAAAUACACAUACACACAAAUACACACAUACAGGCAUUGACAUUGAGAAAUACAUAAAGAUAUACAAGAGUCCUUAUGAGGCCGCCAAGAAAGCUCACGCCAUUGUCAUCUGCACCGAAUGGGACGAGUUCAAGACGUUAGACUACGAGCGAAUCUACUCCAGCAUGUGCCAGCCUGCUCACAUCUUCGACGGGCGACAGCUUCUCGACCACAAGUACCUCAUCGACAUCGGCUUCAGGGUUGAAGCCAUUGGGAAAAAUCUUUCCAAGAGUCAUACUGGAAAGCCGUUUUCGUCUGUGGAGGGCCCCAAAGCUAAGAGACCCAAGUGGUAA
This is a messenger RNA of Helobdella robusta, 1476 nucleotides long. RefSeq lists its product as hypothetical. Gene Ontology annotation, molecular function: UDP-glucose 6-dehydrogenase activity; NAD binding. The record is from RefSeq and is a predicted model, not a curated record. Bases 1 to 1476 code for a protein of 491 amino acids. The transcript has 12 exons. Gene Ontology annotation, biological process: glycosaminoglycan biosynthetic process. Gene Ontology annotation, cellular component: nucleus; cytosol. NCBI's taxonomy places the organism in Eukaryota, Metazoa, Annelida, Clitellata, Rhynchobdellida, Glossiphoniidae.